This is a messenger RNA of Phalacrocorax carbo (great cormorant), 1035 nucleotides long. The record is from RefSeq and is a predicted model, not a curated record. NCBI's taxonomy places the organism in Eukaryota, Metazoa, Chordata, Aves, Suliformes, Phalacrocoracidae.
UAAAGUCACUGAAGAAUGAAUGAAUUUCACCCUCCCUGUCAGAAGAGUACACCAGGCUUCUUUAACAGAUCUUGGAGUGGAUGGCACCAUUACCAAGUGAUUGGUGCUGCAGAGACAAUCCUCCUUCCUUGUCUGAUUGGGAUUCUCUCUUUGACAGGCUUAGUUGGAAAUAGUCUCAUUGUGUUGAAAAUAAUAAGAACUCAGAAGAAAACUAUCCCAGAUAUAUAAAUCUGCAAUCUGGCUAUAGCAGAUUUGGUUCAUAUCAUUGGCAUGCCCUUUCUCAUUCACCAAUGGGCACGUGGAGGCGAGUGGGUUUUUGGCAGUCGUCUUUGCACCAUUACCUCCCUGGACACAUGCAACCAGUUUACAUGCAGUGCCAUUAUGACCACAAUGAGUUUGGACAGGUACCUUUCUUUUGUCCAGCCAUUUCGCCUAACAAGAACAAGAUCAAACACAAUUCGAGUCAAUUUAUGUUUAUGGGUGGCAUCACUUAUUCUGAUGCUCCCUGUGUGGGCCUACUCAGAAGUAAUAAAGUUCAAAGAUGGUUUGGAAAGUUGUGCUUUUGAUCUAACCUCACCUGAUGAUGUUCUCUGGUACACACUUUAUCUUACUAUAACAACUUUCUUUUUUCCUUUACCACUGAUAUUUAUUUGCUAUAUUUUAAUUUUAUGUUACACAUGGGAGAUGUAUUGGCAGAACAAGAAAGCAGGAAGUUAGACCACCAGUAUCCCCAGGCAAAGAGUCAUGAGGCUCUCUAAUAUGGUGCUUGCUCUGGUAGUGUUUGUGGUAAGCACUGCCCCAUUCCAAGGGAUCCAGCUCAUGAACCUUCAGGUUUCUCAGCCAACUCUGACCUUCUAUGUUAGCUACUACAUAUCCAUAUGCCUCAGCUAUGCCAGCAGCAGCAUUAAUCCAUUUCUCUACAUCCUACUUAGUGGGAACUUCCAGAAGCAUCUCCAGAGGUGCACAUAUGUGGCAGUCAAGAUGGCAGAACAGGAUGUCACCAUCAUUGAAAGCAUCCUCAAGUCAAGUUUUUGA